This is a messenger RNA of Lottia gigantea (owl limpet), 459 nucleotides long. RefSeq lists its product as hypothetical. Bases 1 to 459 code for a protein of 152 amino acids. NCBI's taxonomy places the organism in Eukaryota, Metazoa, Mollusca, Gastropoda, Lottiidae. The record is from RefSeq and is a predicted model, not a curated record. Gene Ontology annotation, molecular function: 2 iron, 2 sulfur cluster binding. The transcript is spliced from 3 exons.
AUGCAGGAUGUUAUAUUCUUGCCAGCCUAUGGCAUUUACUUUGAUGAUUUAUUUGAUUGGUCUGAUGUAACACAAAAAUGUAAACAUACGACAGCUGUCAUCAAUACCAAGGGUCUGCUAAAUAAUAAUGAGAAAAAUGGUCAUUUAGUGGAAUGUAAUGAAGAAAAAGUUGCUUUAUUUCGUCAUGGAAACAAUGUUUAUGCUGUCAAAGACAAAUGUCCACAUGCAGGUGGUCCACUACAUCUAGGUGAUAUAGAGGAACUACCAAAUGGAAAUCUGUGUGUAAAAUGUCCUUGGCAUAGUUGGAAGUUUGAUUUAGAAACAGGACAUGCCGAGUUUCCUAAAGGACAGAGUAAAACAGCUGUGACCUAUAGGGUGAAGGUGACAGAGACAGGGGAAAUCUACAUUGGAUUUGCAAGACUUUCUGAUAGAUAUUUUCAUGGUGAAAUAGAUUUCUGA